Messenger RNA from Polychytrium aggregatum, 1140 nucleotides. Its product is annotated as kinase-like domain-containing protein. Gene Ontology annotation, molecular function: ATP binding; cyclin-dependent protein serine/threonine kinase activity. Bases 1 to 1140 code for a protein of 379 amino acids. The transcript has 6 exons. Gene Ontology annotation, biological process: protein phosphorylation; regulation of mitotic cell cycle. The record is from RefSeq and is a predicted model, not a curated record. NCBI's taxonomy places the organism in Eukaryota, Fungi, Chytridiomycota, Chytridiomycetes, Polychytriales. Gene Ontology annotation, cellular component: nucleus.
AUGCCCGUGCCCCACCCCCGGACUCGGUCACCCAUCAUCGCCCCACUCGUGGGCCCGUUGCUCGGCGGGUGCCGGUCCGUCGACCACUACGAAAAGCUAAACCGGAUCGCCGAGGGUUCCUACGGCGUCGUUUACCGGGCCCGCGAUCGCCAGACGGGCGAGAUCGUCGCCUUGAAAAAGCUCAAGCUCGAGAACGAAAAGAACGGCUUCCCGGUCACAACCUUGCGAGAGAUCCACUCGCUUCUGAUCUCGAAGCAUGAGAACAUUGUCAACGUCAAGGAGAUUGUCGUUACCAACAGCUUGAGUGGUAUCUUUCUUGUCAUGGAGUUUGUCGAGCAUGACCUCAAAUCCCUGAUGGAGUCCAUGUCCACACCGUUUCUCCAAUCCGAGGUCAAGACCUUGAUGAUUCAGUUGCUCUCGGCCAUCGCGCUUCUGCACCAGAACUGGAUCGUCCAUCGCGAUCUCAAGACGUCCAACUUGCUCAUGAACAAUCGCGGUCAGAUCAAGGUCGCUGAUUUCGGGCUCGCUCGAAAGUUUGGAAGUCCUCUGGGGCACAUGACUCAACUCGUCGUCACGCUUUGGUAUAGAGCCCCCGAGCUGUUGCUGGGGGCGACAGAGUACAACACUGCCGUCGACAUGUGGUCAAUCGGCUGCAUCUUUGCCGAACUCGUCAACAAAGAACCGCUCUUCCCUGGUCGUGGCGAGAUUGAUCAACUCGGCAGAGUCUUCAAACUCCUGGGCACCCCAAACGAGAAGUCCUGGCCAGGCAUGAUGAGCCUACCGGUGGCAAAGACAGUCACGUUCCCGAACCAACCAGUGAGCACCUUGCGGUCCCAGUUCCCAUAUCUGACCGAGAACGGUCUCGACUUGAUGAACAAGCUGCUGGCAUACGAUCCAAAGAAGCGUAUCACAGCGGAGCAAGCACUUCGGCAUCCCUACUUUAGUGAGUCCCCAACGCCAAAGGAUCCCAGUCUCUUUCCAACCUUCCCAAGCAAGUCGGCUGGCGAGCGACAAAAGCGCUACGACAGCCCCUCCGCCCCCCACGCGGCUCACGGCGACGGUGCCGGCGAUGAUGGACAUGCCAGGUCUAUCUUUGACUUUGAGAGCAAAGAGUCUGUGGGCUUCCGGUUGCGGAUCUGA